AUGGCCUUAGCUUCUGUUCUUGUUAAUGGUAGCCCAACAGAUGAAUUCAAACUUGAACAUGGGUUGAGACAAGGUGACCCUCUUUCACCUUUUCUAUUUUUAAUAGCAGCUGAAGGGUUAAAUGUCAUGAUGAAGGCUCUUGUAGAGGAUGGUCUGUUCUCUAGCUACAAGGUUGGCGCAAAUAAUCAUGUUUUCAUCACUCAUCUACAAUUUGAUGAUGACACCUUGUUGAUUGGGGAGCGAAGCUGGGCCAAUAUUAGAGCGUUGAAAGCUCUGCUUCUUCUCUUUGAAGUGACAUCUGGUCUUAAGGUGAACUUCAACAAAAGUAUGUUAGUUGGUGUUAAUAUUCAUGAUUCUUGGUUGGCUGAGGCAGCUUCUGUCAUUAAUUGCAAAUUGGGCAGAGUCCCCUUCCUUUAUCUGGGGUUGCUUAUAGGUGGUGAUCCUCAAAAACUAAAAUUUUGGCAACCGUUGAUUAACCGUUUAGUUCUCCUAAAGUCUGUUAGGAAAAUUUCUUGGAUUAACUGGGACACUAUUUGUUCCAAAAAGGAGGAGGGAGGUUUAGGUGUGCGAAGGAUUCAAGAAUUUAACUUAGCUUUACUUGGUAAAUGGUGUUGGCGGAUGCGGGUUGAAAAUAGAAGUUUGUGGUAUAGAGUUUUAUUUGCUAGAUACGGUGAGGUAGGAGGUAAAAUUGCCGAACAUGGGCGGUUUAACUCUGUUUGGUGGAAUAAUUUGAUAAAUGUUAAAAAUGGGGAUGGUGUGGGAGGUGGGAGUUGGUUUGAUGAUAAUGUUGGGCGGGAGGUAGGAGAUGGUGCCCAAACUUUAUUUUGGUGGGAUCCUUGGAUUGAUGUGUUAGUUAUGAAGAAUAGUUUCAGUCGCCUUUUUGAUCUUGCUACUAAUAAAUUGGUAACGGUGGCUGAAAUGUAUUCUUCUGGGUGGGGGGUUGAGGGUGAAGCUUAG
Molecule: messenger RNA, 957 nt
Organism: Medicago truncatula (barrel medic)
Lineage: Eukaryota; Viridiplantae; Streptophyta; Magnoliopsida; Fabales; Fabaceae
Exons: 2
Coding region: 1-957 (318 amino acids)
Source: RefSeq, a predicted model, not a curated record